Messenger RNA from Anthonomus grandis grandis, 476 nucleotides. Its product is annotated as cuticle protein 21-like. Bases 115 to 432 code for a protein of 105 amino acids. The transcript is spliced from 3 exons. NCBI's taxonomy places the organism in Eukaryota, Metazoa, Arthropoda, Insecta, Coleoptera, Curculionidae. The record is from RefSeq and is a predicted model, not a curated record.
UCCCAUUCACAAUUAAACUUGGCAAUGAAACUUUUGUAUAUAAAUGAAUUUCGGUGCAGAUAAACCUUAUACAGUUUUUCGUUCUCGAAAUAGGUAUACAAUCAAAUCCUAAUCAUGAAAUUCGUAAUUGCCGCCCUCUUUGCCUUUUUUGCCUAUGCUUCAGCAGGAGCCAUCAUUUCUGAUUAUGGCUUAGGAUUAGCUUCUCCACUCGCUUACUCAGCUCCUGUAGCUUACUCUGCCCCAUUGGCUUACUCAACUCCCCUGGCCUACUCUGCGCCUAUCGCCUAUUCUGCACCAAUUGUAGCUGCACCAGCCAUUAAAUCUGGGUAUGUAGCUGCCACCCGUGGCUCUGUACAUACUGCUCCUCUUCCAGAAGGACCACAUGCCUUUAGCCAUCAUCUUAACACUGCUCCAGCUGCAGGAACAUUUUAAAUAUAAAUGUGAAUUCAAAAUAGAUUUUUGAUAAAAACAUAAAA